AUGCCGAAGGCCUGGUCGACUCCGCCUGUCGACUUCCAGAAGCUGAUAAAACAGACUGAAGGGCAGAAUCUAAUCGGCUGUCUCAGCGGCCCUGAAGGUUAUAAAGGGCUUUUGUUGGAGAUCGGCACCUUUUCGGAAACUGAGCUGGAGCAAAUUGAAAAAGCGCUGCCAACAUACAAGGAACAGGAAGAACAAUACAAGAAACAUGCGCAACUUUGGCUGAGGAGUGAAAACUGUCAACUACAAGAACAAGAUGAACACAUCAAAAUUCAUGUGGAAACAACAUGUCUUCCAAUACCAACAGAAACGCCGAAAAUGGAAAUCAGGGCAUCUCCCACAACAGUAAAAGCUCCAACGCCAGAAAACAAACCCACCAGAGCAGAGAGACGUAUUGAUCCUGAGUUACAGAAGCUCAAGUGCGGCCAGGGUGGUGCUUAUCGGUGGUCAAUGAGCAAGCAAUCAUUCAAUAAAGUUGUGUGUCCCUUCUGCAUUCGCUCCGAAGAUCCGUCCAAGAGCGGUAUCAACUUUAUCCGCGCCGAUUACUGGCGGCGGCACAUUACGGAAGUUCACAAAAAAGAGAAUGAAAUUGAGCAUUCGAAAAAUCUCGUCCUUUGCUUGAAAUGCUAUCAUAUUGGAAUCGACAAGGCGAAGGAGGCGAAAGAAAGUGGCCUCGGCUUGCCCGAUUUCUCAAGCUUAUUUUUUACACUCGACCAACGCCAGGAGCAUGAAGAAUUGGAGCAUAAAGGCGAGGAAAUAAAAUUUGUCUCCGCUUGGGAAAAGAAAGAAGCUUCACAGUCGCGCAGAAAACGGACGUCUCACCAUAGCACGGACAAAAACUCACACUCGGCGGCAAAAUCGUCUCCCUCGCCGCAGAAAAGCCCUCAAGUUCCUCUCAAGCACGUUCCUCCCCCAACUUCCACUUCCUCCUCCUCUACUACACAACUGCCCUCGCACGCUUCAUCUCCCCGCGUUUCUUCCUCCAGCCAGUUACCAAAUGUCUCUCCGAUGCAGAUGUCGCCACCACCACCGAAAGUCCAGCAGCAAAGGCAACCGACAAGCAUGGGCAUCCAGCAGCAGCAAGGGAUUCAUCGACAACACUCUGCUCCUGCUCAGAUUAAAUUGGAACCACCAUCGCCUGGUCCUGGUGAUCCAAUGUCGGUGGUGCCUCAUCAGAUUCCUAUUCGUCUGCAGCAAGCUUCUUCGAGCAAUCAAAUGCAUCAUCAACACCAUCACCAUCAUCAACAACAACAACCACAGCAACAUCAUCAAACGCACCAUCAUCAACAUCAAAAUCAAAACAACUUACAGCACUCCUCAAAAAUGGACACAAUUCAGAUUAUAUCCAACUCAUUUCCUCCACCACAGCGUUCGCAGUCGACCUCGCUGCCAAGUCCGGCCAGCAUGAAGCAAGAAAUCAAAACGGAGGAGCCCUCGUUCCUCCGAAGCCCACUCCAAUCUCAGUCACAGUGUUUACCUUCCCAAAGCCCCCAAAGCACACAACAAGCUAUCCGAACCACACCGAUCCGCACGAAUCAACCGGGAACAUCGCGCCAAGCUGUGGCGAUGAUGGACGUUUCAUCGCAUCAUGAUAGCUCGUCGUUGAACUCGGUCAAGGCGGAUCCUGCUUUCAAUUUCACGAUUAAUGCCGAGCACAGCCUCAAUCUCGAUAUCGACACGAGUUUCGGUGACUUCGAUAUCGCGCUGCCGCAACACUUUGAACCGAACCUUUCGCUCAACAACCCAGACCAAAAUCGCCAAAAUCAUCAUCACCAACCGCAGCAGCAACAACAUCAAUCUUUUAUGGCGCGACCGCUGCCUAAGGCAGGUGAUAGACAACCGAACCAACAACGAAUACCUCAAAUUCUUCAUUCUCCUCAAGUUCAGCCUGCCCAUCCAAACUCCACCAUGCACAUGAUGAACGCGCAUCAUAUGCAAGUGAACCCGAACAAUGCCCAUAUGAUGCAAGUGGACCCUCAUCCGCACCAACCACAACCUAUGCAAGUCUCUCUCCAGAGGCAACUCUCCCACGAUCCGAAUAACACAAAAAUGAGCAACAAUUUACAGCAGCACAGUUUAGCAACUGCGCAAAAUAUUCAAGAGAUUUUGGUCAAGACAGAAGACGACCAGGAGGAACGGGACGCCGAGAAACAACGAAAGAAAGAACGCAUGCCUAAACUAAAAUGCGAGCGCGGAGAAGUGUACGUCUGGAACGCGCGCCAAUUCUACCAGAAGAUCAUCUGCCCAAUGUGCGACGAUCGCGGCGGCGGCUGCAAAGAACUCACAGUCCCCCACUUCCGCAAGCAUCUUGAGCAAGUGCACACGAUCGAGGAAAUCGAGUCCGUCGAAGUAUGCCGAAUGUGCCAUCGAAAUUCCGUCGCUCAGAGGUUGGAUAUUUUCCGAGGACUCGUCGCGGCGAAGGAUGAUAAUGACAGAUUUGCGCACUUCAAAAAGAUCCACCCAGGAAAAGCAAUGCAUCCGACAGAGCCAUUCAUCUCUAUUUUUUACAAACAACGAAAAAGUCCCAACGACGACUGGGGCCUUGACGGUGUCGAGCGAGAUCCGAACAAAGUCUACAAAUACGCGACAAAGAGGAAGAAGGACGAAUCAGAGGCAUCGCGGAACUCACAAAAUAACAGCAGCAAUCAGACAGUACAACAAGUCAGCCAGCAGCAGCAACAACAACAGCCGCAAUUUAACCCUCCGCCGCAGCAGCAGCAACAGGCGCACACUGUCGUGCUCCAAAGUGCUCCUUCGUUUACCAAAAAUCACUAA
Oikopleura dioica is the source of this 2772-nucleotide messenger RNA. The record is from the annotation of a GenBank genome assembly. NCBI's taxonomy places the organism in Eukaryota, Metazoa, Chordata, Appendicularia, Copelata, Oikopleuridae.